Molecule: messenger RNA, 4718 nt
Organism: Anoplopoma fimbria (sablefish)
Lineage: Eukaryota; Metazoa; Chordata; Actinopteri; Perciformes; Anoplopomatidae
Gene: pask
Product: PAS domain containing serine/threonine kinase
Exons: 21
Coding region: 376-4149 (1257 amino acids)
Biological process (GO): protein phosphorylation; negative regulation of glycogen biosynthetic process; intracellular signal transduction
Cellular component (GO): cytosol; nucleus; cytoplasm
Molecular function (GO): ATP binding; protein serine/threonine kinase activity
Source: RefSeq, a predicted model, not a curated record
UGCAGCUAGAAGCCCGCGGUUUACAAACUCUACCGCUGGACUAAGUGAAAAGGUUUACAUUAAAUCUUCCUUUUUCAUUAACUUACCUAAUGGAAUGGUGUCAAAGUUGUGCUGACGCCACGGUGACGUAAUCUCGGACUAAAGUCGUUGAAAUUGCAGCGUUAACAGUGAUAUUUAAGAACCAAACACCGCGCGACUUGGUUUUGUUUGUAGCGGCAGUAACGCAUAGGUUAGGUUAGCAGAUGGCUAGUUAGCCACAUAGCGCAGUGGAGGUAACGUUGCCUUGUCAACAAGCGUCAACUCAACCUGCUGCUCCCUUGUAGGAAACAGGCCGCACAGUUUCAUACUACGACUUGGGCUGGAUUACCAACAGCAAUGUCGCUGUCGACUGAGGCUCAUUUUGGUUGGAGCCAAAGCAACAGAGUUAAAGGAGACACUAUAUGUGUGUUGCCCGACCUCACCCCUGAUCUCCCGGACGAUGACUUUGACCUGAAUAAGUCCUACCCAUGUACUCAGAGACCGGUUUACAAGAACAACAUCUGGGCAUCGCAGCGUCGUUACUGUCAUAGUUACUUGGGCGGUGAAAGUUUGGAUAUUUGCACUUCUGUCGCAGCAAGAAACCUUCAAAUCUCAAGCUUACAUCGUGGCUCCCAAGUUGCUGCUGUUCCCCUGCCACAUCCGUCCACUAUGUCAGAGACAGAGGAAAUCUUGUUCAGUCAGCUAAUCUCUGGAGAGUUUGGCCUGUCUGGAUCGCCGUCCACCCUCAACCCAAACAAAGUUCUUCUCACGGUCAACCAUAAAACCAGAGAGAUUUUGUCAGCAAAUGAACAGGCCUGCAAACUGCUUGAGUGCAGGCCUAAUGAGCUGAUUGGAAAAAAGUUGCUCUCUAUCUUGAAGAAAACCAGUCAGGUCCUGGAAGAAGCAUUGGAAGAAGAUUUUCUUUUAAUGGAUGGAACUGUUGCGGCUGUGUCUGGAAAAGUGGUGGAUGUUGUGACAUUAUCUGGAGAGAUGCCAGUGUCAGUGUGUACCCACAGGUGGUCACAAAACGAAGAUCCCUGGCUUGUCAUGAUGGAAAGUGUGGAAAGGUUAUCGGCCUUUCUGUCUUUUACACAAGAUGGCCGUAUCCUAACCUGUGACUUGGCGUUUGCCCAUCUCCAUGGAUACCAACAUCCUGACGAGUUAAAAGGGAUGUCUGUGAAGGAGCUAAUCCCCUCUUUACAAAUCCCCCUGCACAGAAAUGCAUGGCCCAAGAUGCUGAGGAUUCAGAGAGUGUGUGGUAAAAGCAAAGGAGGUGCAUCCGUCCCACUGUGUGUCAAACUUCAGGGUGAAGUGGUAUGUGGGAGGCCCCAACAUCAAAACAAUGGGACUGGUAUCACCUGCCCAACAGAGAGUCUUGAAAGACCCGAUGCACAGGAAAUCCAGCCAUGCUGUCCACUCACCUCCUCUGUGUGCAAGUCAAACGGCUCAAACCCUGAAGAGCAAUCCUCUGAAGUGAAAUUGGACAGCAUUGUCCUCUCCCCCAGCCCUGCACUGGAGUACUCGGGAACAGUUUGGGUGUUUGCUCCUCUAAGCGGUCUCCUCCUGCUCCACCCUGAUGGCUCAAUCUGCAGCAUCCACAACCACCUGGCUCUCAGUCUGUUUGGCUAUGACAAGGACGAGCUGCUGAGAAAGAGUGUCACUUUUCUGAUGCCUGGUUUCUACGGAUGGAUGUCUGACGCGGACAGAAGGGCCAAUCCCUUCCCUGACUCCCAAACAGAGGUUAAUAAAAGUACAGCCUCAUCCAAAAUGUCAGGGAAAUAUGACCCUUCCUCACUGGUGGCUGGUGAUAUGGCCAUGGUGCAUCAGGCUGUUCUGGGAAGAACCUCCAUAGGAAGAGGCAGAAUCUUCACUGGAACCAGCACCAGGCUGGAGAAACCGGGCAGCGCUUUGUCUACCCUUUCUCCUCCUGCUGUCACCUCCACAAGAGUGGUUAUGGCUGAUGACACUACGGAGCUGAUGGAGGAGGCGGCCCAGGUUGCUCUCUGCGCGAGCCAGCUAGACGGUGCUGACAGCACGCAGGCACUCCUCAAGACGUUUGCAUUGGUGGAACCUCCAGAAGACGAGACCUACUGCCUGGUUACCACCAUACCACCACACCCUAACCAAGACCAGCAGCUCGGCGGUGAAGUUCAUAGAAAUAAUCAACCUGCCACCAGGAUUAUCUCAGACACUCCCAGUCAGAAUGGACAUGCUGUUUGCACGGUGGGUGGCCCUUCUCCUGAUGUAGGCAAAGCCCAUCGCUCAUGUGCCUCUGCCCACCAAGACUCCAGCUUUGAGGUCAUCUCACUGGAGAGCAGGUCGUCAUCUGGCUUCUGUGAAAAGUUUGCUGGCCACGGUGGUUCUGAUCCAAGCCAGGCAGAGGAUUCUCGUUCAGCACACAUCGUAGCCUCAGCCAGCUGUUUCCUGGACGUGAACAGCGAUGGUGAUCUGGUGACCCGGGCCUUAGCCGACCUAGAUCUGAGCAGGAGUAUAGAGCUUCUCAGUGGCGGAGGGUACAAUGAUGAUAACCAGCGCUCCAUGACAUCCUGCGAUACAGCUGAGCUGCUGCGUACACCCUCCCCGUGCGUGGUAGGGUCUGACCAGGAAGCUGAGACUGGGAACGCUGGUGUUGAGGCCAGAAGCUCCAGUGAAGUGCGAGUAGAAAACGACCAGGACGAGCAGGAUCAGUGGGCAGCUCUUUCUACAAUUCACAAAGAAAAGAGUCGAGAGUUCUGCAUGCCAGUAAACAGUGGGAAUCAGUCAAUGACAGACAUUCCUGCCACAUCUACUCCUAAGAAACAGAAGGUGAAUGGACACAACCAGGCCUCAGACACUACACAGAUACUGGAGGGGCGAUACGAAGGAAGCGGGUACCACAGAGAUGGCACGAGAGUAGAUGUGCAGUGUGAUGUGUGCAGGACUGACCUCCCUGAUGGAAGCUCCAUGUUCUGUGUGUGGAUAAGCAGGCCUGGCCAGCAGGGGGCACAAUUGCAUACAGGUCGACCACUGCACAACCAGUCAGGAGCCAGUCUAGGAGAGAGAAUUGGUGAGGCCAGUCAUGGGGACGUUUUACGCUCUACCAUGGAUCUAGACCAGUCUCAAGCCUGCGACGGGCAGUUUCAAGAAGAGUACCAGCCUCUUAAGGCUGUGGGGAAAGGAGCCUUCGGUUUUGUCUGGAAAGCAAUAAGGCGCUCUGAUGGAACAGAAGUAGUAGUGAAGUUCAUUAGCAAGGCCAGGAUAGUAAGUGACUGCUGGGUAGAUGAUCCCAUGCUGGGACGAGUCAGCCAGGAGAUUGCCAUACUGACACGAGUACAGCACCACAACAUAGUCAAGGUGCUGGAGGUGUUUGAGAAUGGGAGUUACUUCCAGAUGGUGAUGGAGAAACAUGGAGAGGGCUUAGACCUUUUUGAGUUCAUAGACAUGCAGCCAAGGUUGGAUGAGCCCCUGGCCAGCUACAUCUUUAGACAGCUGGUGGCCGCUGUCUUCUAUUUGAGGACUAAAAACAUCCUUCACAGGGACAUAAAAGACGAGAACAUCAUUAUUGACAAAUGUUUCCACAUUCGACUGAUAGACUUUGGCUCGGCUGCCAUGAUGGCUCCCAGGAAGCUCUUUUACAAUUUCUGUGGCACACUGGAGUACUGCUCCCCGGAGGUGCUUCAAGGAAAUCCCUAUCAGGGUCCAGAGUUGGAGAUGUGGUCUCUUGGUGUGUUGCUCUACACUCUGCUAUUCAGUGAGAACCCUUUCUGUGGCGUUGAGGAGAUCCUGGAUGCUAAACUGAAGCCCCCGUUCCACCUCUCUCCAGACCUGCAUGGUGUGUUAUGUGGGCUGCUGCACCCUGAUCCUGCUCAGAGAAUGACUCUGGACCAGCUGCUGCUGCAGUCCUGGAUCAGCCAGCCCAUUUCACUGGCCGAGUACAGCUGGACAGAGGUGGUCCCUGCAACUGAAAGCUACUGCUCACCACACCACCUGGAGCCCAUUCCUAAAGUGUUUAUCACUCAUGGCUUGUUCCCAGAUGAAUACGACAAGACUCUUCCUGAUGAUGAGGAGGAGGAGGAGGAAGAAGAUGAGGAUGAAAGGUUGUCAAUGGUGGCCCUGGAAACAGAGCUUCAGAAGUACCUCCAUGAAGAUUAAAGACUGAAUUUGUGCAAAGAGGACAUGAAGUGCAAAGUAAGAAAAAGGAAGCUUGUCUUAGUCCAAGGCCACAAACAGACACUACCGCCUAGAGAGGAGUCUUCCAGAGACAAAUGGACCUUUACCUUAAUUAACUUUACACAGCUUGCUACCAAGAGUAAUGAAUAUAAUUUUCAAGCUGUUGUUGAGCCAAAUGUGCUUUUUUUGACAUAUUUGUAAAUGCUGAGUGCAACACAAAGCAAAAGCGUCAUGUCGAUUUUGAUUCUUAUAUCAUGUAUUUUAUUUAUUCUUUGGAUUUAGGGAAAAAUUGAAGCAUUAAAAUCAUAAUAAUUGUUGAAGGGAUCCAGCUUUGCCACCAAAACGCAGAAGUGACCUCAACCUUGAGCUGUUUACUCAGAGAAACCACACAGAGAAUUUAGUUUGAUUGAAAGGAGUUGAAGGGAAUUAUUUUAUCAAUGCAACUGUUCUGUUUUGUGUUCUUGAUUUUAAUCUCAAUGUUUUAAUAAAAAAUUGUAAGUAUAUUUACAAUAUUUUAUCUAUUUAUUUUUAAACAUAAAUAAAUAUUUGAC